Molecule: messenger RNA, 501 nt
Organism: Mixia osmundae IAM 14324
Lineage: Eukaryota; Fungi; Basidiomycota; Mixiomycetes; Mixiales; Mixiaceae
Exons: 3
Coding region: 1-501 (166 amino acids)
Source: RefSeq, a predicted model, not a curated record
AUGUUCAGCAACCUGAUCAAGACGAUACUUCCGGCAGCUCUUGCAUUGUGGAUCUUCAUGCUCGCGCCGGGCGCAAGUGCAGAUGUUGGCACGAUGCAAGCCGGGACGACCAACAAACUGCAGCGUCGUCACUCGGGUAGCUACACAUGGUGCAAUGUCAAGGUUUGGUACCAUCACAACAAGGAACCACUCAGCCUCGAAUGGCCAAUGGAAUGGAAGUCAGGCACCUACAAGAUCGACACUGUCGGCAACAUCACCUCGGCCAGCUACGAUCCUCCUUAUAUGGUCGGUAACACGCUCGUCAAUGCCAAUAUGGUCCUCGUAGGGUCGCAUUUCAGAGUCAAUCUCCAACUCAGAGUCGCUUCCGACGGCGAUAUAGAGGGCGUUGCGCUCGUUCUGGUCACACACGGUGGCGCGAUCCCGAAGAAACAGCCUCCCUUUGGCUUGCAAUGCAGUGACGACCCCGCUCACGAGUACAAGAACAUCAUUCCUGCUUACUAA